CCCAGCCCCGGUGGGCAGAAACAGCCAUUGCAGCCUCUGACUUCAGAUGGAGGAGGAGGCUGAUUUACAAGGCAGAUCGACUGGGCCCCUGACUGAUGCUCUGAGUCCAGCUAGUGCCACCCUGUAGCCUAUAAGAGCACCACCCCGACUUCCGGACCAGUACUGGGCGGGUGACAUGUGAGCCCAGCCUAGCUUCCCCUCUAGUUCACCCUCCUUCCUUUUCUCCUCCUGUCCUCUGGAGAGGUUUGUCCAAUCUCUCCAAAGAGGGAGACCCUUGGCAUCAUGUCUUUGCUCAACCCUGUUCUCUUGCCCCCUAACGUGAAGGCAUAUCUGAGCCAAGGGGAGCGCUUCAUCAAGUGGGACGACGAAACUUCAAUAGCCUCUCCUGUUAUCCUCCGUGUGGAUCCCAAGGGCUACUACUUAUACUGGACAUAUCAAAGUAAGGAGAUGGAGUUUCUGGAUGUCACGAGCAUCCGAGACACUCGCUUUGGGAAGUUUGCCAAGAUACCCAAGAGCCAGAAACUCCGGGAGGUCUUUAACAUGGACUUUCCAGACAACCACUUCCUGUUGAAAACACUCACAGUGGUAUCCGGCCCUGACAUGGUGGACCUCACCUUCCACAACUUUGUCUCUUACAAGGAGAAUGUAGGCAAGGACUGGGCUGAGGAUGUCCUGGCUCUCGCCAAACACCCAAUGACAGCCAAUGCUCCCCGAAGCACAUUCCUGGACAAGAUCCUGGUGAAGCUUAAAAUGCAGCUCAAUCCUGAAGGAAAAAUUCCUGUGAAGAAUUUUUUCCAGAUGUUUCCUGCCGAUCGCAAACGUGUAGAAGCUGCCCUCAGUGCCUGUCACCUUGCAAAAGGCAAGAAUGAUGCUAUCAAUCCCGAGGACUUCCCAGAAUCUGUGUACAAGAGCUUCCUCAUGAGCCUCUGUCCUCGGCCAGAAAUCGAUGAGAUCUUCACUUCUUACCAUGCUAAAGCUAAACCCUACAUGACCAAGGAGCACCUGACCAAAUUCAUCAAUCAGAAGCAGCGAGACCCUCGACUCAACUCCUUGCUGUUCCCACCAGCCCGGCCUGAGCAGGUGCAGGUGCUCAUUGACAAGUACGAGCCCAGCGGCAUCAAUGUGCAGAGGGGCCAGCUGUCGCCAGAGGGCAUGGUCUGGUUUCUCUGUGGACCAGAGAACAGUGUGUUGGCCCAUGAUACUCUGCUGACCCACCAAGACAUGACACAGCCACUGAAUCACUACUUCAUCAACUCUUCACACAACACCUACCUGACAGCUGGCCAGUUUUCAGGUCUUUCCUCGGCUGAGAUGUACCGCCAGGUGCUGCUGUCUGGCUGCCGUUGUGUAGAGUUAGACUGUUGGAAGGGAAAGCCCCCCGACGAAGAGCCCAUCAUCACCCAUGGCUUCACCAUGACCACAGAUAUCUUGUUCAAGGAAGCAAUCGAAGCCAUUGCAGAAAGUGCCUUUAAGACCUCCCCAUAUCCUGUCAUCCUGUCAUUUGAAAACCAUGUGGACUCACCCCGCCAACAGGCCAAGAUGGCUGAGUACUGUAGGACCAUGUUUGGAGAGACCUUGCUCACAGAUCCGCUGGAAAACUUUCCUCUGAAACCUGGCAUCCCUCUGCCCAGCCCUGAGGACCUCCGGGGCAAGAUCCUCAUUAAGAAUAAGAAGAACCAGUUUUCUGGGCCAGCCUCCUCCAGCAAAAAGCCUGGUGGGGUGGCCGAGGGCAGCUUCCCGUCUAGUGUCCCUGUAGAAGAGGACACAGCAGGGUGGAGUGCUGAGGACCGGACUGAGGUGGAGGAGGAGGAGGUGGUGGUGGUGGAAGAUGAGGAAGAAGAGGAGUCAGGAAGCCUGGAUGAAGAAGAAAUUAAGAAGAUGCAGUCGGAUGAGGGCACAGCAGGCUUGGAGGUGACAGCUUACGAGGAAAUGUCCAGCCUUGUCAAUUACAUCCAGCCAACCAAGUUUAUCUCCUUCGAGUUCUCUGCACAGAAGAACAGAAGUUACGUUGUCUCUUCCUUCACGGAGCUCAAGGCCUAUGAGCUGCUCUCCAAGGCCUCCAUGCAGUUUGUGGACUAUAAUAAACGCCAGAUGAGCCGUGUGUACCCGAAGGGCACACGCAUGGACUCUUCCAACUUCAUGCCCCAGAUGUUCUGGAAUGCUGGAUGUCAGAUGGUUGCCCUCAAUUUCCAGACAAUGGGUUGCACCAUCCUCACCGCAUCCUCUCGUCCCCCAGACCUGCCCAUGCAGCAGAACAUGGCACUGUUUGAAUUCAAUGGGCAGAGUGGCUACCUCCUAAAGCACGAGUUCAUGCGCAGGCUGGACAAGCAGUUCAACCCCUUCUCCGUGGACCGCAUUGAUGUGGUGGUAGCCACCACCCUCUCCAUUACGGUCAUCUCUGGGCAGUUCCUGUCAGAGCGCAGUGUGCGCACCUAUGUGGAAGUAGAGCUGUUCGGCCUCCCAGGGGACCCUAAAAGGCGCUAUCGUACCAAGCUGUCACCUACUGCUAACUCCAUCAAUCCUGUCUGGAAAGAGGAACCCUUCAUCUUUGAGAAGAUCUUGGUACCUGAGCUAGCCUCCCUCAGAAUAGCUGUGAUGGAAGAAGGCAGUAAAUUUCUUGGACACCGGAUCAUCCCCAUCAAUGCCUUACAUUCUGGAUACCACCAUCUGUGCUUGCGCAGUGAGAGCAACAUGCCCCUCACCAUGCCUGCUCUCUUCGUCUUCCUGGAGAUGAAGGACUACGUACCUGACACGUGGGCAGACCUCACUGUGGCCCUUGCCAACCCGAUCAAGUACUUCAGUGCCCAUGAUAAGAAGUCCGUGAAGCUCAAGGAAGUGACCGGAAGUCUGCCUGAGGCCACCCUCACACAGAAGCCCUUCUCCUCUGGGGUUCCUGUUGCCAGCCAGUCCAAUGGGGCUCCAGUCUCAGCAGGCAAUGGAUCAACAGUACCUGGGACCAAGGCCAAGGAGGAAGCCAGGAAAGAAGUGGCAGAACCACAGACCGCCAGCUUAGAAGAGCUGCGGGAGCUGAAGGGCGUGGUGAAGCUGCAGCGGAGACACGAGAAGGAGCUCCGAGAGCUCGAGCGGCGUGGAGCCCGGCGCUGGGAGGAGCUGCUGCAGCGUGGCGCUGCACAGCUGGCGGAGCUCCAGGCCCCAGCAGCAGGCUGCAAGAUCCGCCCGGGCAAGGGCUCCCGCAAGAAGAGGACCCUGCCCUGUGAGGAGACCAUCGUGGCGCCUAGUGAGCUCCCCGAGGGAGCGGACCCGCGCGUGCAGGAGCUGAAGGACAGGCUGGAGCAGGAGCUGCAGCAGCAAGGCGAGGAGCAGUACCGCUCUGUCCUCAAACGCAAGGAGCAGCACGUGACCGAGCAAAUCGCCAAGAUGAUGGAGCUGGCCAGAGAGAAACAGGCUGCUGAACUCAAGACCUUCAAGGAGACCUCAGAAAUUGACACCAAAGAGAUGAAGAAAAAACUGGAGGCCAAGAGGCUGGAACGGAUCCAAGCCAUGACCAAAGUCACCACAGACAAGAUGGCCCAGGAGAGGCUCAAGAGAGAAAUUAACACCUCCCACAUCCAGGAAGUGGUCCAGGCUGUCAAGCAGAUGACAGAGACCCUGGAGCGUCACCAGGAGAAGCUGGAAGAGAGGCAGACAGCUUGCUUGGAGCAGAUUCAGGAGAUGGAAAAGCAGUUCCAGGAGAAGGCUCUGGCUGAGUAUGAGGCCAAGAUGAAGGGCCUGGAGGCUGAAGUAAAGGAGUCAGUGCGGGCCUACUUCAAGGUCGGCUUCCCCGCUGAAGCAGAAGACAAGCCUGAGAAGCCCUGUGCGGCCUCUGAGGAGUCGUGUCCAGAGGAACCACUUGUGAACAAGGCAGACAUUCAGGAGAGCCGCCUCUGAUGCCAGCAUCUCACUUUGACAUUUUAGCAAGGAUAUCCACACCCUUCUCUGGAACAUGGUCCCAUUUCCCAGCGGAAAAGGACCUUAAUACUCUGGGGCUGUGGGAGCCUGGGGCUGCCUUGGCUGCUGUGGCCCCCCUUCUCAGACAGAUAAGGCAGAAAUAAGAGACUAUCAGGGCAAGAGUCCCCAUGGAACCUGAAUCUUUUCUAAGAUGGCUUCUUCUGUCUAUCCCACCUGUAGUGCCAUGAACUCAUUGAAGGCAAAGGAAUAUGGACUAAGAGAGAGGAAAUUGGGCCCUGGCCUCCCCUCUGCCUUUCCUGACUUACAAGCAGGGGCUCUCCACUUGGAGCUCAGUUCUCUCCUGGACGCUUGGCUUUGCACCCUGGAACCUUCACUCUUGUGGACAUGGCUCCAGCAGGACCAGGCCUCCUGCCUUGAUGCUUGCCUUGAUGCAGUACCUUACACAGGCUUCUAGGCUGCAUCUUCGGCUGCCCUGAGUACAGAGCAUUGCUAACUUCUUAAGGAAGAGCCUGGCACUGCCUCGGAGCUCUCUGGGAAUGGCUACUUCCAGAAUGGCAGCAAAGGCCCCUGCCCUCACCUCUUGCUUAUGGGGAUAGAUGGCUACAUGGGGAAGCUUUCUCCGCUGCCCCUUGAUUGAUCAAGUACUGGGGGCUUGGGGCUAUGCCUGCUGACAAAGGGAGACUAGCUUCUCAUGUGCUCUCUCUCCAACUCUGAAAUUGGUUCACUCUCUUUUCUGGAUCUGGGUCUGGCACUUCCUAGCAGGUGUGCCACCAGUAUUAGGUCAGGGCUUGAGUUCAUCAUCAUUUUCUUUACUGGAUUUAUAUGGUUUAUUUAUUUUUCUCCUUCCUACCAAACCCAGAAUCUCCCGCCUUAGACUGGCCUCUAUUCUCCAGUUAGGAAAAGACAAAGGGAAGUGGAAGGCCUCUGAAGUGAAUGGGUACCUUGGGAGCUGCAGGAAGGGCAAAGGCCUUUCUGGGGCCCUGUCAAAUUGCCCUGCCUCUGGCUUCUCUGUCUGCUGGCCCUGAUGGCAGAACCCUUAGAAGAUGAUGUUACUCUCUCUUCUCCACACCCCCACAGAUGUGCCCUUCCCUUGUUUCCCCUGACCAGGACUGGAGCAGAAGAUUCCAGUACAAAAGUGCACCCACCCUCUUGGUAAACCCAAACCUUUGAGUUGUCUGGGUCUCUUUAGGAACACCUAGCGUGACCACACAUACAGGGACCUGACCCUGCUGUGGUUGAUUCCAAUAAACUUUCUGGAGGCAUA
Molecule: messenger RNA, 5173 nt
Organism: Grammomys surdaster
Lineage: Eukaryota; Metazoa; Chordata; Mammalia; Rodentia; Muridae
Gene: Plcb2
Product: phospholipase C beta 2
Exons: 32
Coding region: 283-3888 (1201 amino acids)
Biological process (GO): lipid catabolic process; phosphatidylinositol-mediated signaling
Molecular function (GO): calcium ion binding; phosphatidylinositol-4,5-bisphosphate phospholipase C activity
Source: RefSeq, a predicted model, not a curated record